This is a messenger RNA of Trifolium pratense (red clover), 2014 nucleotides long. Its product is annotated as protein CLT1, chloroplastic-like. Lineage: Eukaryota; Viridiplantae; Streptophyta; Magnoliopsida; Fabales; Fabaceae. The transcript is spliced from 10 exons. Bases 218 to 1531 code for a protein of 437 amino acids. The record is from RefSeq and is a predicted model, not a curated record.
AUGACACACACACUUCAAAUUUUCUUUUAACAAAGUUAGUAAUAAAUUCAAUUUCUUCAUUCUCAUUUCUUUGAUCAUCUCAUCAUUAAUUUAUUACAACAAAAAUAAAAAUAAAAAUAAAAUCAUCAUCAUUCAUCAAUUCAUAUUCAUAUAUUUAUAUAUAUAUAACAAUUCAACAACAAUAUUCGCAAUCUCUACACUGUAAACAUUUCGAAUUAUGGCAUCAUUUUGCCGGCAGUUACCCGACGCCGGCGCGAUCACAUUACCCGGCGGUGUUCGGUUCCGGCGGCCGGAGGUGAUCGCCGGGACUUUCAAUGUCAGAUAUGGAUAUUCCCUUCGGCAUACGAGGAUGUUGAGAAUGAAGUUGACGGUGGUCGGUGCCGCCGUAUACGGCGGCGUACGGCGGAGGAAGGAGAAGGUGGGACCAUGCAAUUAUGCGGUGGAGGAUGGGAGUGUUGGAAAUGAUGAUGUGGUAGGGAGGAGUGGGAAUAGAGCGGCGGAGGUGGCGGUGGCCACCGCUGCAACGGUGGUGUUGGGUGUCGGAAACAGAGUUCUUUAUAAAUUGGCUUUGGUUCCUUUGAAACAAUAUCCUUUCUUUCUUGCACAACUUUCCACUUUCGGAUAUGUGAUUGUAUACUUUGGCAUUAUGUAUAUUCGGCACCGUGCCGGCAUUGUUACCGAUGAGAUGUUAAGUUUGCCAAAGACUCCAUUUGUUGUUAUUGGUCUUCUGGAGGCUCUUGCUGCUGCUACUGGAAUGGCUGCAGGAGCAAUUCUCUCGGGAGCUUCAAUUCCAAUUUUGUCUCAGACCUUUCUAGUGUGGCAAAUUCUUCUGUCAAUUAUUUUUCUUGGGAGAAGAUAUAAAGUCAAUCACCUAGUUGGAUGCUUUCUUGUCACUAUUGGUGUAGUUGUUACUGUAACAAGUGGAGCUGAUGCUGGAAAUUCAUUAAAGGAUGGUGGUUUAUUUUGGAGUCUUUUGAUGAUCAUUUCAUUUUUACUCCAAGCAGCUGAUACCGUGCUCAAGGAGCUAAUCUUUUUGGAUGCCAACAGAAAACUGAAGGGAGGCUCUGUGGAUCUGUUUGUUGUCAACUCAUAUGGAUCUGCAUUCCAAGCACUAUUCAUAUGCCUUCUUCUCCCCUUCUUGUCAAAGUUAUGGGGCGUUCCCUUCAGUCAACUACCAAACUACUUAAAAGAUGGUGCAGCAUGCUUCCUAAAUGUUGGUACAUUAUCAAGUGGAUGUGAUGGUGCACCUCUGCUACCAAUUCUGUUUAUCAUUGUAAACAUUGGUUUCAAUAUUGCAUUGCUUCAUCUCCUCAAGAUCUCUUCGGCUGUUGUAUCGUGUCUUGCUUCCACAUUUUCAGUUCCAAUAUCAAUCUAUGUGUUCACACUGCCAUUGCCAUACCUUGGUAUUGCCUCCUCUCUUCCCACAGGCUUCGUGGCAGGGGCCAUCAUUCUCAUUAUUGGCUUACUCUUUUAUGCAUGGACCCCUUCAAAUGGUUCCUCAGGUGCUUCUUUCUCAGAGGCUUCCACCUAGAGAAGCUACGAUGCUUCGAAACAAAUGAGUUGAGAUUCCACAAAGGUUUGGAUCGGCGGUGAAUCUGGUAGAACAUAGUGUGUUACCGACUUCAUCAAACUCACUGUCAAGAUUCAACACCGCAAGUAGUUACAAAUUCAGGCUCACUUUUCAAUGAUGGCUAUAUAAAGGAGAAAGAAAAAUGUUGUUGUUGUUGAUGUAUAUAAUAUAUGUAUGUUCAAUAAACUGCUAGUAGGCUGAGAAAAUAGGGAUAGAUAAGUUCUCAAAGUCCAAUUUUGUGUAAGCUGAGAAAAUAAAUAAAUAAAUGAAGAAUAAAAGUCAAUCUUGUUGACUGAAAACAGAACCAAACCAAACCGUUACACCCCUAAAUAUGAGGAGUAUAUAUAAUUUUUGAAAAGCAAUUUGGCCUCUCCAUGAUUUGUAUAGGACAUUGAACUGUAUUUAUGUGUUGAGUUUAGGUGAUAUUUUGAAGAGUGUAUUGAA